CGUUGUUAUUCCAAUAAUGUUUCGUCACAAUAAACUCUCACAACAUGAUAUAUCUGCUGACAGCUCACAAUAGAUCUGAGAAACUGUGUCACAGUGUACGAGAAUCGCGUGUCACGUGAUCACAUUCAUUCUCCCCGAUGGCUUGAACAUGUCACGUGAUCAUCAGUGUAGCUGAGGCAACAACCAGGAAGUGAUAAACAGUCUACCCCGGGUGCUCGUCCAGGUUGCGUAUCUGUAAAGAAAUGGCCACCGCAAAGAAAUUGACGGACAACCAUCUGACCUGUCUCAUCUGUGCAAAGGUGUUCACAGACCCUGCCACACUUCAGUGUAGUCACACAUUCUGUAAGUCGUGUCUGCUGAAAUACACCAAAACACAGCCUAAAGCAAUUCAAGCCAAGUCUAUUCCAUGUCCCUCCUGCAGACAACUGACGAAGGUGGCCAACCCUGAAAGUCCUGUAGAGAAGUGGGUCAGUCAAUUGAAACCAAGCCACGUCAUCCAGGGGCUGAUGGACGAUUUGGGGGAAUCGUCAGAUACCUGUAGCGUGUGCAAAGAAGAUGGGGAGACAACUCCAGGCGCUGUGUGGUGCACCAUUUGUGACGAUGUCUUUUGUGAUGGAUGUCUCAAGUUACACAAGAAGAUGCCGCUGUCACGUGACCAUGAAGUGAUUGACUUAUGUAUCCAUAGUAACGAGAAACCGAAGGCACAGCGCUUUAUGUGCAGAAUUCACAAGGAUGAAAAGAUAAAACUGUUUUGUAAAGAUUGCAGGAUGGCAAUUUGUACUGUUUGCUGCAGUAUCAAACACAAGAAGUGUGAUGAUGUUGAAACCAUAGAUACAAUGACGCCUCUUGUAAAAGAAAGUCUGAUAAUUGAAACUAGAAACGAAGAGAGAAAAAUUGAAAAUUACACUGAGAAUAUUUCAUCAACAAAUUCGAAAAUUGAAAAGCUAUCGACGAACGCACAGGAGAUGAAAGACCAAGUUCGGAAAGUACGUAUGGCAGCUGUAGACGUUCUUCUGAGAAAAGAAAAGAAACUGCUGGAUCGUAUCGAUCAACUCACUAAGAUACGUAUGGACGAAUUGAAAGCCCACAGAAAGUCCCAGGAAAUUGAACUCCAGAUGCAUCAGCAGCGGCAUGAGUUCAUAGACAAAGCCGUGACGUCACACUGUGUAGCAGAAAUGUAUGAUAUAUAUGAGACUUUGUCUGUAGCAUCCAGAGAUAAGAUGACAAGUAAGGACAAGAGACCAAUACCAUCCACCAUUGUCUUCACACAUGACACAGAUAAACUGAGGAGAUCUGUAGCUGUGGUGCAGCUUGGGGAGGUCAAGGUUUAUGGAGGUCUGUAUGACCGGACGUCUUCUCCUGUUCUCCUGCAAACAAUAGACUGUAGCAGACAGGGAGACAUAGGGCCUUCUGCAAGGGUUUGUUUUGAUGUUGCAGUAUUAGUUGUUCAUGAUAUCAAGGUAACUGUUGUGACAGGUAAUGGUAGUAGUAGACUUAAUGCAUGUUAUACUUCAAACACAACACUCAUCCAGAAUUGUCUCCAGCUUCCUACUUGUCCAAGACGACUGGCUAAGGUGGGCGGAGCUCGGGCAGCUGUUACUCUGCCAGACACAAAACAAAUAGCUUUCAUCAACUUUGACCCUGAGCCUUCAUUACUCUCAACUGUGAAGACAAAGAGGGAGUAUUAUGGGUUAGCCUGUCUGAACUAUUCACAACUGGUAGCAGGUGGUGACGACAGUCGUGCCUCUGUUGACGUGCUGGAUAUGAAAGGGAAUGUACUUAAAUCUAUCAACACAGGUGUGAUAAAGAACCCAUUCUAUAUUCAUGUCACCAGAAAUAACAACUUGUUAUUCAGUGAUGCUGCAGUAAAAUCCCUCGUAUCUGCGACCUGUGAUGGUGAAGUUGUUUUCACCUACACCCCUACACAACCAGCACAGGAGACAUCCUGCUUGUAGACAGAGCCGCAAACAGGAUGAUUCAGCUGACAGAGUCGGGGCAGUUUGUCAGAGAUGUUCUCACACACCAUGAUGGCCUUGAGCGUCCUCGUGGUAUCUGUCUGGAUGAUGAUGGCUUGCUUUACG
Molecule: messenger RNA, 2081 nt
Organism: Haliotis rufescens (red abalone)
Lineage: Eukaryota; Metazoa; Mollusca; Gastropoda; Lepetellida; Haliotidae
Product: E3 ubiquitin-protein ligase TRIM63-like
Exons: 3
Coding region: 243-1955 (570 amino acids)
Biological process (GO): positive regulation of DNA-templated transcription
Cellular component (GO): nucleoplasm; chromatin
Molecular function (GO): zinc ion binding; ubiquitin-protein transferase activity
Source: RefSeq, a predicted model, not a curated record